CUUUAAGUAGAGGUCAACUGGUCCGUGGUUCGGUGCUCACAACGGUCGCGGCCAAAGCUGACCCCGGGCUGCAUCCCUUGGGCAUAUGGGUCUGUGUCCUCCGACGCUCCGCUGCUUCCAGGUCCUGCCUGGCCUCGGGAGCCGGGAGUCAGGAUGGUCUCAUCCUCACCAUUUAGCCACAAUCAGUCCCUUCCCUCCACACGACACGGUUGACAUCAGUGCGUUUCCCAGACAUCGCUUCAUCUGACCCUGACAGAAAUGCCCUGGCGUUGAGAAGCCUGAAGUCACGUGCAAAAGUUUAGAGGUUCCUAAUCGGUGCAGACUCUUCAGGAGCAGAGGAUGCUCACCGAACAAGGCGUUCCCACGAUGUGGCUGAUUUUAACAACAACCUGUUGUUUGAUCUGUGGAACUUUAAGUGCUGGUAGAUUCUUUAAUUUGGAAAAAGAAGCGAAUCCUGAAGUGUGGAUGAAUAUUAGUGAGAUCAUCACCUACAAUGGCUACCCCAGUGAAGAGUAUGAAGUCAUCACUCAGGACGGGUACAUCCUCAGCGUCAACAGGAUUCCUCAUGGACGAAAAGAUGCCAGGAGCCCAGGACCCAGGCCAGUCGUAUAUAUGCAACAUGCCUUAUUUGCAGACAAUGCCUCCUGGCUGGAGAAUUUUGCCAAUGGCAGCCUUGGAUUCCUUCUAGCAGAUGCAGGUUACGAUGUCUGGAUGGGAAACAGCCGGGGGAACACUUGGUCAAGAAGACACACAACACUCUCAGUGACUGAAGAAAAAUUCUGGGCAUUUAGUUUCGAUGAAAUGGCCAAAUACGAUCUCCCGUCUGUAAUAGACUUCAUUGUAAAUAAAACUGGUCAGGAGAAGCUGUAUUUCAUCGGGCAUUCACUUGGCACUACAAUAGGGUUUGUAGCCUUUUCCACCAUGCCUGAACUGGCACAAAGAAUCAAAAUGAAUUUUGCCUUGGGUCCUGUGGUCUCAUUCAAAUAUCCCACGGGCAUUUUUACCAGUUUUUUUCUACUUCCAAAAUCCGUAAUCAAGGGCAUUUUUGGUACCAAAGGCAUAUUUUUAAAGACGGGAAGGGAACCUUCCCUCAAACUCUGCAACAAUAAAAUAUUAUGGGUGAUAUGUAGUGAACUCAUGUCCUUAUGGGCUGGAUACAACAAGAAAAAUAUGAAUACGAGUCGAAUGGAUGUGUAUAUGUCACAUGCUCCCACUGGAUCAUCGAUGCAGAACAUCCUGCAUAUAAAACAGCUUUACAGAUCUGAUGAAUUCAGAGCUUAUGACUGGGGAAGCGAAGCUGAGAACAUGCGUCACUAUAAUCAGAGCCGUCCCCCGCUCUACGACUUGACCACCAUGAAGGUGCCUACUGCUAUAUGGGCUGGUGGCCAUGAUGUCCUUGUGACGCUCCGGGAUGUGGCCCGGGUAAUCCCCCAAAUCGGGAACCUCCAGUACUUCGACCUCUUGCCUGACUGGAAUCACUUCGAUUUCAUCUGGGGCAUGGACGCUCCUCAGCGGAUGUAUAGUAAAAUCAUAGCCUUGAUGAAGUCAUACUCCUGACUGCAGCACAUCUCCAUCUUGGUUCAAAGUUGCUUGCCAGCCC
This is a messenger RNA of Callorhinus ursinus (northern fur seal), 1600 nucleotides long. The record is from RefSeq and is a predicted model, not a curated record. Lineage: Eukaryota; Metazoa; Chordata; Mammalia; Carnivora; Otariidae.